AUGUAUCCCAGAAAGGAGUAUCCCCAGAUGGUGGGGUCUGGCUUCCGAAAGAAGAAAGAAGUCUCCCAGCUGGUUCCUGAUGGGGAGAAGCCCCACAAGUGCAAGGAGUGUGGGAAGAGCUUCAGGUGCAGCUCCCACCUGAUCGUGCACCGGAGGAGCCACACUGGGGAACGGCCCUACGAGUGUGAUCAGUGCAGGAAGAGGUUUCAGAGCAGCUCCCAUCUCCUCGUGCACCAGCGCACGCACACAGAGGAGAGGCCCUUCCGCUGCCCCGACUGCGGGCAGGGCUUCAGGCGGAACGCCCAUCUUGUCAGGCACCGGCUCAUCCACACUGGGGAGAGGCCCCACGAGUGUGAGGAAUGUGGGAAGAGCUUCAGGCAGAGCUCCACCCUGAUCCAGCACCAGAGGACCCACACUGGGGAACGGCCCUACGAGUGUGGGGAGUGUGGGAAAAGCUUCAGCCAGCGUUCCAGCCUGAUUGUCCACCAAAAGAUCCACUCUGGGGAGAGGCCCUACGAGUGUUCCGAGUGUGGGAAGGGGUUUCGGAUCCGCUCCCAUCUAUUCCAGCACUAUCAGAGUCACACAGAGGAGAGGCCCUUUCUCUGCCCCGACUGCGGGAAGGGAUUCAGGCAGAACUGCCACCUCAUCACCCACCGGCGCAUCCACACUGGGGAGAGGCCCUACGAGUGUCCCCAGUGUGGGAAGAGCUUCUCCAGCAGCUCUACCCUCAUCACCCACCGGCGCAUCCACACUGGGGAGAGGCCCUACAAGUGUCCCCAGUGUGGGAAGAGCUUCACCCAGAGCUCUCACUUGACCCAACACCAACGGAUUCAUGAUGGGGAGAAGCCCCACAAGUGCUUGGAGUGUGGGAAGAGCUUCAGGCAGAGCAGCAAUCUUGUCCGCCACCAGAUGAUCCACUCUGGGGAAUGGGCCUAUGAGUGUGGGGAGUGUGGGAAGGGCUUCAGCUACAGCUCAGAACUCGUCAGGCACCAACGCAUCCACACUGGGGAGAGGCCCUAUGAGUGUCCCCAGUGUCAGAAGAGGUUUCACACCAGCUCCAAUCUCCUCCUGCAUGAGCGGAUUUACACGGAUGAGAGGCCCUUCCGCUGCCCUGACUGUGGGAAGGGCUUCAACCGCAACUCCCACCUCGUCAGGCACUGGCGCAUCCACACUGGGGAGAGGCCCUAUGAGUAUCCCCAGUGUGGGAAGAGCUUUACCCCGAGCUCGCAUUUGACGAGACACCAAAGGAGGCAUUGUUAA
This is a messenger RNA of Passer domesticus (house sparrow), 1260 nucleotides long. RefSeq names its product zinc finger protein 135-like. The record is from RefSeq and is a predicted model, not a curated record. The transcript is spliced from 4 exons. NCBI's taxonomy places the organism in Eukaryota, Metazoa, Chordata, Aves, Passeriformes, Passeridae. Gene Ontology annotation, biological process: regulation of transcription by RNA polymerase II. Bases 1 to 1260 code for a protein of 419 amino acids. Gene Ontology annotation, molecular function: RNA polymerase II cis-regulatory region sequence-specific DNA binding; DNA-binding transcription factor activity, RNA polymerase II-specific.